UUUUUUUUUUCGUUCUUUCCCCCUUUACAGUGAUGCGUUUCGCAGCUUCUUUGGUCGCUGCCACUGCUGUGUGCCUGGCUACUAUAAACAACGCCCAUGCGUAUGGUAUCCUUGGCCACACUCUCACGGGUCAAGUAGCACAGCGAUUCUUGACUAAGGAAACUGAAAGGCAGGUCAAAGAGAUCUUAUCGCCAUACUACGAUGGACUUUUGUCCAAGGCGGCACCAUGGCCUGAUACGAUUAAAGGUCAGGCGAAAUACAGAUGGGCAUCUAUCUUGCACUACGUCAAUACACCGGGCGACGACCCCCCUGAAACAUGCCAUAUGGAGUACAAUUUCUCCGGCAAAGACGUUAUCAAUGGGCUUUUCAACAUGACAGCGACACUCAAGCAUUAUAAAGUCACCGGGCCCACUACUCCGGAGGAUAAAAGCAUUAGAGAGGACGCUUUGAGGUUUUUUGUGCAUUUUAUGGGUGACCUGCAUCAGCCAUUGCACACCUCAGGCAAACUACGUGGAGGCAACGACGCACCUACAAAGUGGAGACGGGCCAAAAGCAAUUUACACAGGAUCUGGGAUAGUCAAAUGAUCAUGAAAGAUAUCCAGGACAGAUAUGACAACAACCCAAAGAGUUAUUUGGACGAUAUGCUCGAGAUGACUAGUAACAUUUGGCAACCAGAGGCCAGUAACUGGACUUUUUGCGAUCCAGCAAUAUUCAAGGUUGAUAACCCUUGGUAUGACACCACCAAGGACAUCAAAACCCUUUGCCCUGUAGAAUGGGCGACGUCCAUGAAUGCUCUCGCGUGCUCAUUCGCUUGGAAGGACUAUGACCCCCUCAAGGACUACUCCGCAGACUACUUUGAAAAUGCCACUGGCCAGAAGAAUGGGUACUUGGUCCAGAAACUAAUCACCAUGAGCGGUAUUCGUAUGGCCGCCAUUCUAAACGAAAUCUAUGAUCCUCCCUGUCCAAUGCAAAAGCGGGUGCAGUUUGUGAAGCAAGGUUAAAAUCUCGCAUAUCCCUACAUCUCUUUUUUCCUAUCUAUUUUUCUUCUCUUGAAUAAACCUUUAAUGCC
Messenger RNA from Lobosporangium transversale, 1069 nucleotides. RefSeq names its product S1/P1 nuclease. Gene Ontology annotation, biological process: DNA catabolic process. The record is from RefSeq and is a predicted model, not a curated record. The transcript has 4 exons. Bases 33 to 1001 code for a protein of 322 amino acids. Gene Ontology annotation, molecular function: endonuclease activity; nucleic acid binding. NCBI's taxonomy places the organism in Eukaryota, Fungi, Mortierellomycota, Mortierellomycetes, Mortierellales, Mortierellaceae.